AUGACCGCCCCUACACGGCAAUUUCACAGGCUGUCCAUCGGUCGAAAUAUGCCUGAUCAGACGGCCCUGCCUACCCACGCGGGGCGGCCGGACCCUUCCGACGACAGUGACCCUGAUCAGAGUGAUUCUUCGGUGGAGAGUUCUAGCGGCGAGGGUGAAGGGGACGAGGACGAAGAAGAAUCCGAAUCGACCAGCACUUCGAUCUUGGCCCCCUCUGGUAUCACCUAUGACCUGAGUCACUUGGACUCCGAGUCUGAAGCCAGGGCUCUCGUGGGCUUGACCGGCAGCUUCGACGUGAUCAACUGUCGUAACACCUCCGCCGGUUAUGAUUUCGAGCUCCUCGAUCGCCCACGGGUACAUCUGGGCUCGGACCCGUCUACUUGUACUUGCUCAGUCUUUCAGAGCCACCCGGACGUGGCGUGCCAGCACAUUUUUUGGCUCGUCGACCAACUUCAUGGCUGCUUCGUCCGCGAGCGUCAAACGAGGGAGGUGGCACUGGCUCCAGACGGACGCCCGGCAGAUCUGCCGCGGUUGGAGGGUCUCUUGGAGGGCAAUCUGGAGGCAGUUGCCACACAGCUCAGGUGGCAGUACCUACAGGAGGAAAGUGACGGCUCAGGUAGAGGGAUGACACGAACUGAAAAGGUCCGAGACAUCUUCUCUGCGUUCAGCAAACAGACCCUUCCUGAAGAGUUCCGGCAAGACUUGAACGAGACGACCGAGCAAGCAAGGACCGCAGAGCAAUGUGUUGUUCAGGGAGACUUUGAUGCCACGAUCUUUCGACUAGCAGUGCACGACGACGCGGUUUUUGAGAGCCUGAAGAAGGUAAUGCCGCCAGGCGCCUGUGCAGCCAUCUACUUUGACAAAAUGCAAGCCCGGUCCCGUCGACUUCUGUCCGACUUCGAUCAAUACUGCUCAACGGAGACUCCACACAGAGACCCUACAAGCCAGGAUGGAUACAUGGAUGUGAACGAGGUCGCGUUGCAACUGCAGCGCUCGGUCUCUAGGAUCGCGGAAAACAUCGCACUUCGGAGUCCUCAUGGAACUGAGGGCGCCGGCGAGACACUUGUGUCACUGCUAGAGUGGGUCGUGGCUCGCAACAAUGAUCCCCUGGAACACAAUCGCUUCCGCGACUCCUUCAACGGCGAAGACGAAGACCAGCGCAAUCUCUAUCAUUUGCUUAUAGGUUCGAUCGAGACCGAUUCUGAAACAGACGCGCGGCACUUUGUGCUUCACGCGCUAAAUGCACUGCCGCCGUUGGACCUCUACCAAUUCGACCAACGGCUACACGACAUUCUUCGCAAGCUCGAGGUCAACCGUGCUCCAAAGCAAUAUCUCAUCAAUCUUGCUAAUUUGAUACGAUCUGCCAAUUCAGCUGCCGCGAUGGGAUCCGGACAAAAACGGCCAGCAGCUGGCAAUGGGAACUCAGGGGGCUACUCGAAGCGCACCCGCUGA
Messenger RNA from Penicillium brevicompactum, 1452 nucleotides. RefSeq lists its product as uncharacterized. The transcript is spliced from 2 exons. Bases 1 to 1452 code for a protein of 483 amino acids. The record is from RefSeq and is a predicted model, not a curated record. Gene Ontology annotation, molecular function: zinc ion binding. Lineage: Eukaryota; Fungi; Ascomycota; Eurotiomycetes; Eurotiales; Aspergillaceae.